This is a messenger RNA of Manis javanica (Malayan pangolin), 1480 nucleotides long. The record is from RefSeq and is a predicted model, not a curated record. Lineage: Eukaryota; Metazoa; Chordata; Mammalia; Pholidota; Manidae.
AUGACGUCUGGAAAACCUCUGCAUAUGAAGACUCCCGUCCGGGACAGCAUGACCCUGUCCAAAGUGGCGGGCACCAGCGUCUACCUCAAGAUAGACAGCGCCCAACCCUCAGGCUCCUUCAAGAUCCGGGGCAUCGGACACCUCUGCCAGAGGUGGGCUGAGCGAGGCUGUGAACAUUUCGUUUGCUCCUCAGCUGGCAACGCAGGCAUGGCGGCCGCCUAUGCUGCCAGGAAGCUGGGCAUCCCCGCCACCAUCGUCGUGCCUAAUACCACACCCGCCCUCACCAUCAAGCGGCUUAAGAAUGAGGGUGCCAUGGUCAGGGUGGUUGGUGAGAUGUUGGAUGAGGCCUUCGAACUGGCCAAGGCCCUGGCAAAGAACAACCCAGGCUGGGUCUACAUCCCUCCCUUUGACGACCCCCUCAUCUGGGAAGGCCACACUUCCAUCGUGAAAGAGCUUCAGGAGACGCUGAGUGAAAAGCCGGGGGCCAUCGCACUGUCGGUGGGCGGUGGGGGCCUGUUGUGCGGAGUGGUCCAGGGGCUGCAGGAGGUGGGCUGGGGGGACGUGCCUGUCAUCGCCAUGGAGACCAUGGGAGCCCACAGCUUCCACGUUUCCACCAUUGCCGGCAAACUCGUCUCCCUGCCCCAGACUACCAGUGUUGCCAAGGCCCUGUGUGUGAAGACCGUGGCGGCUCAGACCAUGAAGCUGUUUCGGGAACACCCCAUUUUCUCUGAAGUUGUUUCAGACCAGGAGGCUGUGGCCGCCACUGAGAAGUUUGUGGAUGAUGAGAAGAUCCUGGUAGAGCCUGCCUGUGGGGCAGCCCUGGCCGCCGUCUACAGCCAUGUGGUUCCGAAGCUGCAGGGAGAGGGGAAGCUCCGCACCCCGCUGUCCUCCCUCGUGGUCAUUGUCUGCGGGGGCAGCAACAUCAGCUUGGCGCAGCUGCAGGCCCUCAAGGAGCAGCUGGGCAUGAACGGGCUGCCCGAGUGAGGGGUGAAGGCGCUGGCCUGCUUGUCCCCCUCCCCUACCCAGAGAGCCCUGGAGGGGCUGGAGGUUCAGCAAGUGCCUUGGUGUAAAUAUGCUUGCCUGGCUGUGAGCCUGUGGCCUGGGCUGGCCAAUUACUUUCUUGCUCCCAUGAGUCCACUGUGCGGAGAGGCCCGAGCUCUGAGGUGGAGCCAGGAGGUCAGCAGCCAGCAAAGCUAUGAACUGAACUUCUUUGGUAUCUGUGUGAUGGUGCUAUGGCCACCCCUGCCGGGUGACAACCCCCCACAUGUAACACACCAGGUCCCCAGAGCAGGUGGAAGGGAUGAUAGCAGGAUGGGCCUCCUCAGAGUGGUGCCCCAACCUGGGAAGAGGGAGAGGAUCACAAUCCAGGGUUAAGGAGCCAUCUUGUCCUUCUCCCAGGAGACCCAGUUAUACUCUUACUUAUUUUUCUAAUGUACAAAUUUUUUCAUUGCAAAAGAAAAACAUAUGUUUAUGAAAUUAA